Molecule: messenger RNA, 1913 nt
Organism: Ananas comosus (pineapple)
Lineage: Eukaryota; Viridiplantae; Streptophyta; Magnoliopsida; Poales; Bromeliaceae
Product: ranBP2-type zinc finger protein At1g67325-like
Exons: 10
Coding region: 158-1033 (291 amino acids)
Biological process (GO): regulation of DNA-templated transcription
Cellular component (GO): nucleus
Molecular function (GO): RNA binding; transcription coregulator activity
Source: RefSeq, a predicted model, not a curated record
CACGGGAGGCCACAGCUAUCUCUCUUUCUACUCUCUCUCUCUCUCUCUCUCUCUCUCUCUCUCUCUCUGCUUCGACCACCGCAGCUGCUGCAGAGAGAGCGGGUUCGGUGCGUCCAAAAUCCAUUUUCAGAUCCCGUCCUCUUCCCCUCGAGUCGCCAUGUCUCAGGUGGAUAACCGGAACUCUUCUGCUGGAAAGCGUGCACGAACCGACGGUGGUCGAAGGGAAGAUGAUUGGACAUGCCCUAGCUGCGGCAACGUCAACUUCUCAUUCAGGACGACAUGCAAUAUGCGGAACUGCACACAGUCAAGGCCUGCAGAUCAUAAUACGAAGCCAGCUCCAAAACAUUUUCAGACUCCUCCACCUUACACAUCAUCAGCAGCCUACAUAGGAUCUGGGACUCCAUCCUCAAUGUACCUUGGUGCUUCUCCUUACAGUUCAACUCUCUAUAAUGGGCCAGCAAUGCCCCGAUACGACUUACCUUUUUCUGGAGGUUCUGCUUAUCCAUAUAGCUAUGGAAGCCGCUUUCAAGUUGGUAGUCCGGGCCCUUAUGGUCCAAUUCAUUUGUCCGGACCUCCUCCUUAUUCUGGUGGAUCUAUGAUGGGAGCAGGUGGUAUGUAUGGUGUGCCUCCUCUAGUAGACCGAUAUGGGUUAGGCUUGCAUAUGGGUCAUGGUGCAAUGGGAGUAAGGCCUGGGCCAUAUCCUGAUGACGGUGUCCAAAAGAAGGCCUCAGGAGUGGGACGAGAUAAUGAUUGGGUGUGUCCUAAUUGUGGCAACAACAACUUCUCUUUUCGAAACAUUUGCAACAUGAGGAAGUGCAACACCCCAAGGCCAGGAAGCCAGGGCUCAAAAUCUGAGGUUUCAAAAGGUUCCAAACAAAAAAUGCCGGAAGGUAGCUGGAAAUGCGAGAAGUGUAACAACAUUAAUUAUCCUUUUCGGACCAAGUGUAACCGACAAAAUUGUGGUGCUGAAAAGCCUCCUCAGGCAGACAAUCCUGAUGGUCAGGCAUCUGAGGAGGAUGAUCAGGCAGAAUAAAAUGAUCUGCAUGAGAGAAGUGUUUUAUAAUAUAGAUAUAUCUGGAAAGGAACUGUUAAAGAAGAAUACUUCAAAAGGGGUUAAAUGAGAGCUGCUGAAUAUGAGACCAAGAUGAUUUCCAGCUGUGGGAGGAAUUACAAAUGUAUUCACCAGAUUAGGUGUUAUGAAUGGGGAUAAGUAAAUAGUAGCAAACUAAGGAGGUAUUUGUUGCAUGUUGUUGUCGCUAUUGCACUGUUCAUUGGAGAUUAGACUCCACUAUUUGGUUGGUUGAAUUGGUUGAGGUGCAAGUUGCUCUUCCUACCUCUCAUCUUGUCGUCGACUUCUUUCUUCUGCUGCCGUCAUCCAUCUUAUCGCCUUUAGUUCCAUAAUUGCCUCCAUUUUUGCCUGUUGGUUUUGGCAUCCGGUUCACAACAAUUUGAUUUACGCUAGUAGCGUUUGUUGUCAUUAAAAAAAAAUGUGCCGGUAAUUUAACAUAAGAUUGAUAACAAGUCAAUCACAUUAUGACAUACCAAAUUGUGGAGGUCAAAUCAACCACACUAUGGUAAUUUUAAGUAGAAAAGAUGGUAGAGAAAAAAUGUUGUUUGAAUUUUAUGUUGUGUGAUAAUAUUUGAUUGGAUUAGUAUAAAACCUAUGUGGAAUCGCUAGUACAGAGAAGACUUUGAAAAAGAACUUUGAAAAAGAACGGUUAGAAUGGCAGAAAGUACUUUCUGAAUUGCUUAUUUUCAUGUAAGGUUUGUAACAAUCCGAUUAAAUAUUCACCCAUCAACAAUGUUUUAUUUAUCAUCUUUUAUAUUUGAAAUAAUCGUAAUAUUUUUUGUGUGACCAUCCUAUUUCUUAUAUGUCAUAAUGGGAUUGGUUUGUUACUAAUCUUGCAUGGAAU